Molecule: messenger RNA, 10002 nt
Organism: Homalodisca vitripennis (glassy-winged sharpshooter)
Lineage: Eukaryota; Metazoa; Arthropoda; Insecta; Hemiptera; Cicadellidae
Product: serine/arginine repetitive matrix protein 2-like
Exons: 13
Coding region: 176-3295 (1039 amino acids)
Molecular function (GO): mRNA binding
Source: RefSeq, a predicted model, not a curated record
UAACGCAAUGUAAUGGCGUCUUGAUCUGUGAUGAAAAACUAAAGUGAUAUCCGACCAAUUGAUAUGUUUGUGAACUUAACUAAAUUUCGUCCAGAUAUUCCGUUAUGUUGUUGGAAUUUAAUUAAUUUUGUAUAGGUAUGUACUUAAGACACUCCUGUUCAUAAUAUAAUCUACAAUGUACAAUGGCAUCGGUUUACCGACUGCACGAGGCUCAGGGACUAACGGCUAUGUGCAGAGGAACUGGGCGGCCGUCCGCAAGACCAAGGAUAAGGUGAAUUACAAGACUGAGGAAGAGUUGGAGAAGUUGGAUGCAGCAAACAAUCGACAACCUAACAAAGAAAUUCUCGACCAUGAAAGGAAACGAAAAAUUGAAAUCAAAUGUAUAGAACUCGAAGAAAUUCUGGAGGAGCAAGGGUACUCACGAUCGGAGAUCGACACAAAAGUGGCUGCCUACCGUCAAGUUCUGCUGGGAAACGACGGCAAGGUAGACCAGCUGCCGAGAGAUGAGUUCGGCAGAGUUAUUGUGAAAGAAACCCACCAGAUAGCAGAGGCGCAGCAGGAGAAGAAUGCCAAACUGCGUGAGGCGUUCGGUAUCUCCGAGUAUUUUGUGGAGGGCAGCAGUCUGGACCCCGGGCGGCAUGCGAGGGAGGCAGCAGCGCGCGCGGCUCACGGACCAACACAGUAUCAGCUGGUGCGCACUCCUUCACCUCCGCCAGCACCCGACACCACUCACCGCAAGCGGAAGCGGAAAGCUAGAGACAGAUCGUCCAGUCCAGAGAAAAGAAAGGAGAAGAAGAAGCGCUCAAAGAAACAUAAGAAAGACAGAUCUGAAUCAGUGAAACGUAGUUCUAAGAAGAAACGGUCGUCAUCGAAAGAGAAAAAGAAACAAAAACAGAAGAAACGGUCUCGCAGUUCCUCAUCAGACUCCGAUUCUGUCUCUGACGACUCUGACAGCAGCAGUGACGAGGACAAGAAAACUAAAGCGAAGAAGAAAUCUUCAAAGGUUACAGAGAAACCCAAAGCUGCUGGCUCCAAACCCAAGCACAGAUCUCACUCCAAAUCCUCUAGAGACAGCUCCCCCAACUCCAUUGAUGGUAGAAGCCGUCCAGCUGUGAAAAGGAAAGGUUCGACCAAAGAAGAUGGCAGUAAACGCAAGAGGAGACGACACAGCAGUGACUCUGACGGGAAGAAGGAACAGUCUAGAAGCGAGAGGGAACGUAUUUCAAAGAUGAGGAAGGCUUCUCCAUCACCCAAACCAAGCUAUAACUCUAAAAAAGAUUCACGAAGGAGGUCCAGAAGUAAGAGUCGAUCCUCAUCUGUAGUUCAUUCAAAAGUUACAAGUUCAACGUCACGAAGAUCUAGAAGUAGAUCUGACUCUAGAAAUAAAGUUCCUACUAAGGGAAGGAAAAAAUCGAGGUCCAGAAGUAAUUCUAGGGUUAAAGAACUCUCAAGGUUAAGAUCACCUCUCGACAGUAGAAGUAACAAGUCUAAGAAAUCUGAUAGGAAUAAAAACAGUAGAAUAUCAAAGAGUACAUCUAGGUCAAAGUCGAGGGAGAAGAAACCGAGAACGAAUAGUCGAAGUUCCACACCUCAGACUAGGCGGAAGAAAGGUAAAGCUGAAAGUAUUUCACCAGCACCCUACAAGAAAAGUAGUGAUAAAGAAAAUAAGAAGAAAGGAAAGGACUCAUCAAAGUCAAGAAAUAAAUCUAGGAGUCGCAGUAUUUCUUACAAUCGUAGAGAAAGAUCUGUUAGUAGAAGUAAAGCGUCUAAAGACAGUAAACGUUAUCGUAAAGAAGAAAAGAAAGAUAAAAAGAAAUCUGAUAAGAAAAUUAAAUCUAAAAGUCCACCCCACUAUAAAACCGUUAAAGAAAAGUCACCAAUUGAAAAGAAACGGAAAUCUCGAAGUAGCAGCAUUCUCAAACGGAAAUCUAGAAGUAGAAGUAGGUCCGAAAGGAAAUCUCCCAAGUUCUCAAGUAAAAAUAAAUCCAGACGAGAGUCCUCCCCAUCUUCAAGUAGGAGUAGAUCCAGGCAGGAUUUCAGAAGCAGUAGUACUAUGUCCAAACAGAAAACCUCAAAGAUUAGAAGUGAAAACGUUUCAAUGAAAUCAUCUGUUGAUAAACCGUCUAAACAGACAUCACCUAAAGUUCGGAGCAGGAGCAGUUCCAAGCGCAAGUCAAAGUCCCGGACAAGAAGUAGGUCACCGAAAGUUCGUAGGAGUCGGUCCGUGUCUCGCAGUAAAGUAGUGAAAAAGAAAAAGAGGAAGGAUAGUUCGGACACAUCCAGUCUGAGCUAUUCGCCGGCUGAACGCAAUCCAGAACGGUACUCGGACAUCUUGCCCAAGCCUGUGGUCCACCUGCAUGACUCCAGCAGUGAGGAAGAGGCCGUAGUAGAGCGAGAAAAGGAAGAGACUGAGGAUGAGAGGGAAAAGGAAUUAAGAACGCUUAGGAUAUUGAAGUCUGGUUUGGCAGCUAAGGCUAAAGAGUCGAUAGAAAAGAAACUACCUAAGGUUGCUCUCAAAGAGGUGUCAUCUGAUGAGAAGAAGGUGGAGAAGGAAGAAAAGAAAUGUGAUAAAGAAGAGAAGAAAGUGUUACCGAAGGAUGAAAACUCUCCACAGGUACAAGAAGGUGUAGGGGAAGGUAAGAGGAUUUCACCUCUGAUGAACAUGUUUAUGUCCCGUCUGGUGACCCCUGGCGUGACCAAGAGUCCUUCUCUGAAUGGAAAGUCUCCCAGACAGCGUUCCCAGUCCCGGGAUUCGGACAGUUCGCUAGACAAGGGAGCCAUGUCACCGCUGGACAGAAAAGCGCUAGCCUCACCUCAGGUCAAGCAGAGGCCUCACCGCAAGCGUAAAGACUCGUCCUCAUCUUCCGACUCCUCUGAUGAUGACGACGAUGAUGCCGUCGUCAAAAGGUCCAAGAGCAUCUCAUCAAGGUCGGAUUCUUCUUCUAGUCGUAGUUCCUCAUGUGGUGGUAAGAGCUCGAGUUCAUCAGCAUCUCGCAGCAGCAGUAGCAGCAAGUCGGCCUCACGCUCUCGUUCCCCCAGCGUGCACAAGUCUCCCACCAGAAGUCGGUCCGCAUCAGUGAAGGGGGGUAGGAGCGGCUCCAGUCGGUCACCCAGCAGUAGUCACUCGGACAGUUCUUCCUCUCGGUCACGGUCACCCUCCAUCCCUCGGCGCAGGGGAUCUCCCAGCUUCCUGGACCGCCGUCGCAUCACCAGUGCAAGGAAGCGGCCGAUCCCGUACCAUCGACCGACACCCCCCACCCCCUUCCAGUGCCAGCAGCUGGUCGUCUCGCAGUGAUUCAGCUCGACACAGCUGGUCUCACAGCCGUUCCCCUCCCCUGCAGGAUCCAGCCCUCUCUACAGCCACUAAAACUGACCCAUCCAUAAGAGCCAGUGACUGCAUGAUUGUGCUUCAUUGUCCUCUUCAUAGGAAACUUCAAGAAAUUCACAGAAAAAAACUAAUUCCAUGCCACAGUGAUCUCUCCACAAUUUCAUAUUUAUACAAUCUGCUAAAUAUCUGGUAUAUUUGUUACAAGUGACUCAGAGAAAUUAUGGUAAUUUAUCAGUGACAUUGUUAAUCAAAGCUCAUCUGUCUUCCGAAAAUGGUUCAGCUGGGUUUCUUAAAAUGUCAUUGUAAACACAGGCUGAUCAACAUUUCACAAACUGAUUUUGUGAAUAUCAGCUGGGAUUCUCUCGAUAUCAUUGUAAACACAGCUGAUCAACUUUUCACAAACUGACCUUGCAAAUAUCAGCUGAGUUAUUCUCUAUCUCUGUAGACACAGCUGAUCAAAUUUUCACAAACUGAUUCUGCGAAUCUCAGCUGGGCUUCUCACAAUGUCUGUUGUUAAACACAAUGGAACCUUCAGUGAUCCUUUCAAUAUUAGUUGGUUUUUCUCUUAGUGCCAUUGUCCAAAGUUGCUAAUCUACUUGUCGAAAAGUGAUUCUGCAAAGCUGUCAUUUCAAACUACUAACGUAGUAAAACGUUCCUGAUCUAGUCUCCACGUAAUGUUUUUGUGAAUCAGGUUGUUUCUAACAUCAACAUUGUAAAAACAUUCUGAUCUAAUUACAUCAUACUGAUUCCGUCAAUCUCGGCAGAUUUUUCAUCCUGGCGUUUUAGAACGUAGCUGAUCCACUCAUGACAAACUCAUUCAGUGAAUCACAGAUCUCAAAUGCAGUUGACCUUGUCCUCACAAAAUGAUUCUAUGCAACUCAGCUGGGUUUCUCACAGUGAGAUUUUUGAACAUAUUUGGAAUCACAAAGUAAUACUUGGAUCUUGUCUGUACGUUCACUGUGAGGACACUAUGGUUGGUUGUGUUCAACUAAGUUCGUCUGCUCCUUGGAAAAAGACAGUUUAAUAAUAAAUAUCUAACAGUGAAGACGGUUAAACUUGCAAGAUCGUCUUGAUGUGUUUGUAGAACACAACUGGUUUUCGCCUGCAAUGGUUCUGUGAAGCAACUCUAUCUUGUGAUGAGUAUUUAAAACACAGUUGUUUGUCUCACAGUUUCAUACUUUACAAUGUGAUCCAGCCCUCCUAAUGAGUAUGUUCUAGACAUUAAGAUGAACUCGGAUAUGCCAUCUCGACCUCUGCUAUAGAGUAUAACAUACACUAUACACCAAUAUUUAUUCUGUGUGUGACUUCUCAAGUUAUAUUUCAGUGAUUAGUAUAAAAGACAUAUUUGAAUUGCGAUGACUAGUAUAGGAUGUAAGAGCCAAUUUGCACUGGAAGAAAAACCUAGUUUUUUGGAAAAUUAAUUAAAGGAAUUUCGCCUAAUGAAUUGAUCUCAGUUGCAGUAAUUUGGUGAGGGUCUGAGUGAGAAGGUAAGCUAUUAAAAAUAUCAAACGAUACUGGUCAGACACGUACUUUUUAUGUAGGAGACUGAAAACUACCUGAGGGGUCAUAACAUAACAUGCUUUUCAGCUUGUUGGCCUUAGGUCAGUUUUAAGUGUGCCAAUCUCUACGUUACCACAUCAUGGAUAUAGAGUGAGAUGACGUUGAGGAACUUCAGGAAUUCGAAAGAAUCUCUACAGCUUUUCUAAUGGUGGAGGUCUGCUGAUGUUCCAAGACUUUUUUGUACAACGACGAUUUGUUAGAUUCGUAGCAGAUGUUCCGUCCCUUGUGACAGGGCCAUACAUAGGAGUGUAAAAGUGAGAAGUAGUCGGUAAACUGUUAAGAGAAAUUAACUGUUUUUUCCCAAAAAGUUGCUGAUGCUGUUUCUUGCUGAGAUUGUCCACUUUAAGUCCAUCAUCAGGAAUAGGAAUGAUGCUGACAAUGUGGUUGAUAUUUACACAGUGCAAAUUGGCUAUUGUCUCCUGAACUGUUUUAAUUUAUUUUCUUAUGAUACUUCAUGUUUCAGUACUUGUGUAAUAAUUUUUUUUUAAGUAAAGAAAAUCAAAACUGUAAUAUAAAAAACCUACUCGAGACAGGCAAGAAAGUGAGUUAAUAGAAAUGUUGUAAAAAUGUUCGGUUCUAUAAUCAUAAUUUAAAGAACAAAAAUGACUUUUAGUUGUAUGUGUCUCUUAUAUUCAACUACCAUGACCAAUGUGAGCUAUUAUUUACAUGAAGAAAAACAUUAAAUUUGGAACAUAAUACAGUAUAUUAAGGAGGCGCUCUACAUCAUAGAGGAUCAAAAAACAAAUGUUAUAAUUUAACCCUAUCAACUCGAUAAAUUGUUUUAAAUUAAUUUUCUUAAUAUCAGCAUAUUACAAACCCAUAUUACACUGUUGAGUGUUUUGUUUCUAAAACACUAAAAGAGCCAUUUAUGUUUAAGAAAUGAAGCAGAAAUAUAUUGGUUUUCAAACAUAAUUAAAAAAAAAAAAAAAAUAGAAGACAUUGAACAAAAGCUAUAAACCUAGAAACCUAAAUAGGGCUACCAUGCUUUCAUAAAAUAUGCUUUAUAAAAAGCUUUCCUCAUAGGAUCUUAUUAACACGGUUACUGCGGAAAAACAGGCCAAUAAUGUACCCGAUAUGCGGCAAAAUUCAUACUCAGUGCUAUUUUGGUUCAAUAAACUGUAAAAAUCAUACUGGGUAUUAUACGUUCAUACAUGUUAAUAAUAUACGGGUCAGUCCGGAUAAUACACCAUACAUAAUUUAUAAGACUUGAUAUGUACACAAUUCUGUCACAGUUUCUUCACUAGGUUGCAUCAAUAAACAAUGUAAACAAAUCACUUUCUGGACAGCUUGUCUGCAUUUCAUGGCCAAACUGAAGUGUUUGUAAGGAAAUUUGCUCCAUCUUUAAAUGGAGCUUAAAAAAGCUUUAAAUGUUUCCAGUGUGUGCUGUAAUAAUGCAACAUGAAUCAGAUAAAUCAACAGCGUUGUAACGCUACUGUCUGGAAAAUGCCCUGUAGUGAACGUGUUGAUAACCUUUCGAGGCAAUCUCACUCUUAGCAUCAGCUCUCGUAAGCAUUUUGUCGCAGAAAGUUGUUUGUGGUAGAGCGCCUUCUUAAGCAACCAUGAUCUAUGUUAUUAUUAUAAAUAAAAAGUUUAAAAGAAACCUUGUUUUGGAAAGCUCAAUAAUUUUUUUGUGCAAUUUAUGUUCCCAGAAUACAUACAGAACAUAAGUGUCCAGAUAUGUCUGUUAAUGAUAUGUUAUCCAACAAGUAAAGUUGGUUUUCUCACUUUCCUCUGAAAAGCAUUUUUCUGAUUGUGAAUACAUUGGUGACAUUUGUUGCCCUACACUGUUCUAAUGUUAUAGAGAAAAGGUUUCUCGUGCUGAGAGCCAAGGCAGGAAUUCUCGCGUAUAAGUACUUACUGAUAAAAAUUGUUCUAGUCAGUUUUACUCAAAGUGCAAAAAAUUGUAUGAUAUAUUAUGUAGAUAGAAUCUGAAAGUGUACUAUACAAUGUUCGGGCGGAUACUAAGGGUAAAGAUCAUCGCCCCACCAUGCUUGUUAUCGUUACCAAAGCUUCUGUAUAUUUUUGCUAGUCAUCAUCCCUAGUCUAAAUAAUUAAGAAUAAAUAUUUAUACGAAUAUUUAUCUGGCUUUCAGAAUGAUCUCGUUAUAGUAUUAGAAUAGUAGUCUAUUUAAAUAAUUUAAGAAUUUGCGUACUUUUGUUUGGCAAAUUGAUCACCUCAUAAUUAAUUGGCAACGUGUUUUUUAUUUUAACUCCUAAGUCAAAAUGGGGUUCCUUAUUUAAUCGACAAUGUAACGCUUGUUGCUUUGAAUUCUUGUGUAAAAAUUAGAGUAUCUAAAUCACCGACACACUGUUAAAGUCACUCAUAUACAAUUUAUUUAUUUGUAUAUACAAUCUAGUAUUAUUGAUGCAAUUAUUUAAUUAAUAGGUAUUUGUUUAUUUUCUAGUCAAUUUGGAAAUGUGUUCUGUUUUAUGUAAUUUAAUUCUAAUUAUAUUUUGUAUUUAUUCAAAGUUAGAUCUAGUCAAUCUGGAAAUGUGUUCUGUUUUAUGUAAUUUAAUUCUAAUUAUAUUUUGUAUUUAUUCAAAGUUAGAUCUAUGUGAUAGUUGUUAAAUUUAUACUAUUUAUUCAGCUGAUGUUAAUAUUGUAAAUUAUGUAGAUGUUUGUACACUAGGGUGUUAUUAUUUAUUACAGUCGUUAUUUUUUACUUUGAAAACGAAUUUGGUUGUCAGUUGAAUUAUACAUUAACUAUCAAAUUAUUUAAUUAUUGAAAUAUUCUUACAAACUAAUAUAAGUGAAUUUUGUUUAUUAAGAAAAGAUGCAAUUUUAAUGCAGCUCCUUAUAGUAAUUAUCAGUUGUUAAAAAUCUUCUCUUCUCAUUGUAUUGAUAUCUCAGUGAUGUUUUAGGCUUUGGUUUAUCCAAUAAGGUAAAAUAGAAGCUAAUUGAGAGAUGAACAAAGUAUAAAGAACGUAUGCAGUUAAUAUGACACAGUAAUAUUCCACCACCCUCAACAGACAGUGUUGUGGUUUGGUAAACCCCUCCACCAUUAAUAAGCUCCCCUCUUUUGAAAAUCCAGUUUCUUUACUCACCUCUCAACCAGUAUGUUAUUUUCUUCAUACGAUUUAGCUUCUAUAUUUACAAAUUGAAGUACACAACUAAUGUGUGACGGAAGAAACUGUAGAAUAAUAGCGAAGUGCUUAAUUUAAUUUUAGAACUUUAAUUUAGAAUUAACGUUUUAACGCAAAUAAUAACUGCUCUAGUGUACGUUAUUGCUUGAGUGUUUGCAUUUUUGUUGUUAAUAUUAUUUUACCAUUCCUACUGGCGGUCUGUCGAUCGCCAAACGAGUCAACUCUAGUCACUAGGUUAAGGCAUCACUAGGUUAAGGUACCUUGUUACAUAUGUUUAUGUGAUAUGUAAAUUAAACUUAUUGCUAGUAGUUCUAUUGUAUCUUGUGCAAUUCUGUAAUUUAUGCUUUUUUGUUGUGUGGUGUUAUUUUUAUUUAUUUAUUACAAAGGGUGUUUUACUGUAGGAAUUUACAAUAAGCGUACUUAAGUAGACUUUACGCGUUUUUAUGAUAUUAAGAAAUCUAGUUCUCAUAAAUUGAUAUUAUUUUUAUUAAAAUUAUAAUAAGAUUAUGCCAUUAUUUUCAUUGUUGGUUCGACAUGGUUAUAUUCGCUUCUGCUCUAAAAGAUCAUUAUCGAUUUGAUUCUUAUGUACAACAAAGAUACAGAUUUCUCAAACUAAAUACUUAACAAGUUGUGGUUGGAAAUUGAUGACCUCCAGGUAUUACCGAAAAGGUGUGUUCAUUAUUGUAAGGGAAGGUAUUUCACUAUCUGUAUUUUCUAAAAACAUUCACCGAAGUAAUUUUUAUGUAAGUAAUGAAACUGCAAUUUUAUUUCUAUGAGACAUAUCUUCAGCAACAAAACUACAAUAACUAAAACUUUGAGUGUAAUAUCGUACUAGAACAUUAUUAUGUUAAGUAUAAAUACUACUUAAUAAAUAAGAACUUAGCUGUGUUAACACAUGUAUAACCAAUUGCUUAACUUGUUAACAGCAGCAGACGCCGGUAGUGCAUGUACUGUGUUAUAAGACUACUAUGAUCACUCUGUAUUGAGCCGCAUUGAAGGUGUUAGUCAUAUUUCAUCAAUUUUGUUGCUACUCAGUACAUACAGAAAUUAUAUAAGUAAACUGUCAACUGUGUGAAUUUCAUAUCAAAAUCAAAAAGCAAUCCGUUUAGUUUUCAAUUUAAAUUCAAAUUUACAACAAUGAUUCAUCAGGGUCAACCAGUGCGUUUACCAAAAUUUUGUUAUUAUUACUUAUUACCGUUAGUAACAGAAAUAGUUUUGUAAAUAUUGAUUUAAUAGUAAAUCCCAUGACAAAUAAAAAAAUAAUUAGCAGCAAUUAAGUGCUGUGUGGAGAGUCAGUUUCCAUUAACAACUACCAAUUAACAAUUUAUUUAUUUCACGAUCAAUUGUCUAGCUUAUAAGCAAAACUCAAAGGAAACUUUUACACUUUAUCUAACUGUGCAAAACCACGUUGUACUUUAAUUUUUAUAGUAAAUCUAGAUUACAAAUUACAAUAAUGUUUGUAUAUAAGCAGAAGAUAAAUCAAUGUGGACGAUUGCCCACCGAUUGUAACAUAGUGAUUGUUGACAUUGAAAUGUGUCUUGUACCUAACUUGUUGAGCCCAUAGAAUGAGCAGAACAACAUGGCCAUGGGGAGUCCCUGCAAACAACGUAAGAUAAAAUUGCCAGUGACUCGGUGGUGGCUGAAAACCAUAGGUCUGCCCUGGCAUAGGCAAUGUUAAGUGUUAAUACAUUUUGUGGGAGGGAUUCACUUUUUUGCUAGCUAGUAAAAGGCUAACCACCGGGAUGUUACUGGAAAAAAUGUAUAUUACCCUAUAAAAAUUAAUGUGAAUCAAAAAAAUUACCCCUCUAGACAACUUUAACAUGCCUUUUAGAGAUUUGAAAUACAAACCAACCUGGUUCAUCCGGACCUCGUUUAUCUGGAUCUCCAGGUUAUUCGAAUCAGUUUUACAGAGCAAGAAAUUUAAAUUAUUUUUAAGAUGAUAUAAAUUUUGUUGAAUUUCGAGCGUAAUUUGUUUUCCUGUUACCACAUGUUUGAUCAAAGUGAUGGAUAAUAUUAUAACACGAUACAAUA